UGUUAAUUUUUUUUUUCUUUCCAUCACCAACAAAAUCACCCAGGCUUUACGAAACCAUAACUCACCGCUUCCCACCUUUCUUCGUUGGCACAUCCCUCUUCUCCUUACAAUGUCCUCGAUUCGGCAGCAGGAUGCCACUGAUACAACCACCCUCAGCUAUUGGUUAAAUUGGAGGUUCCUUUUGUGUGUAUUUUCUGUGUUGCUGCCAACGAUCCUUGCAUUUCUUGUAAUAUGGAAGGAUAUACGUUCGAGGAAAUUCGCAUCUGUCGAAGGAGAACAUCAGCGAGAGGGAGCUUUGUCUGGCGAUGAAGCAUGGAAACCAUGCCUUAAAGAAAUUCACCCUGUUUUUUUGCUAGUUUUCCGUAUCAUUGCAUUCUCUUCUCUUUUGGCAUCGCUAGUUGUCAAAUUUUGUGUUAAUGGUGGCUCCAUAUUUUUUUAUUACACUCAGUGGACCUUCGUUUUGGUUACAAUUUAUUUUGGGUGUGGAUCUAUGCUAUCAGUUUAUGGGUGUUAUCAGCACAACAGACCAAGGACCACCUUUAAUGUAGAUAUUGCUAGACUAGAUGCAGAGCAAGGGCCAUACAUGCCUCUCUUGCACCAGGAUACCACAAAUCGGUCUAGAAUCGAUCACCUUGCUGAUCCCCGUGAUGAAAUACACAAGAAUCAAAUUACAACCAUAUGGAGUUAUAUUUUUCAAAUUUUAUUCCAGAUGAAUGCAGGGGCGGUGAUGCUUACAGAUUGUGUUUAUUGGAUCAUUAUAUUUCCAUUCCUUACUCUGAAGGAUUACGAUUUUACCUUUAUGACAGUGAACAUGCAUACACUAAAUGCUUUUUUUCUCCUUGGAGACGCAGCUCUUAAUUGUCUGCCAGUACACUGGUCCGGAAUGUCUUUCUUCGUGUUAUGGACAAGUUUAUAUGUCAUUUUCCAGUGGACUUUUCAUGCCUUUUCCUGGAUUUGGUGGCCAUACCCGUUCCUUACUUUGUCAUCACCCUAUUCUCCGUUGUGUAAAAUGUACUUUAGAAUUGUAAAAGGACAGUUUGGAUACAAUGAAGUUUGUAGUCAUCGCCUUUGCGGGCAAUUGAUGUGAACCCUAAUAGAAUAAGGUAUAUGUUACGAGGCAAAAAGGGCAAUGCGCAGAAUCAAAAUCAGGAGAGAGAAAUGCUUGACUAACUGCCUACCUGAGAAAAGUGGGGUGAGGUAUGCACAAGUUGUUUGGAGACAGAGAUGGUUGAGGUGAGAGAAGGUUGUCUGGGUCCAUUCUUGAGUCUUAGAACAAGAAGGACGAUCGUUGAUUAUGAGGAAGAAGUUUGAGUUGUUAAUAGUUCCAUUGAAGAAGGAAAAGCUAAUAGUGCUGGAGAGCAUAUUCAUUAAUCGCUUGAAGGAAGAAAUUCAAGUAGAGCUGAAGUUGUAUAAUCCGAGAUCACCAUGGAAUCUCAUUGUCAAGGCCUUGUUGGAAGAAAGAAAUUGAACUAUUUAGAAAAAGGGAACAACAUCGAUGAGAAAAAUCGAUCGGGAAGAUCAUAAAAUGGGGUUGACACCAAAAGUAAUUUGUGGCACAUGGGGGAUCAUGAAUUUUUUGCCGGUUUUGGCUGUCUAGGAUUUCUCCAGGCCAUUUACGUCUGAAAAUGACGCAAUCAAGGAGGAAGACCAGUUUCUUAUUUCAGCCAACAGUAUCUCCAAGGGUCCAACAAAAUCUGUUCAUGAAAAAGAGAGUUGAUGACAAUUGUAAUGGUAGUGUAGAAAUGGAGACAUUGUCUUCUUGAUCAGCAUUUUACCAUGAAAGCAGAUUAAAGGAACUUGAAACUUCUGACAGAUCAAAACGGUUAUGAAGGAGGAUCAAUUUAAAUGGACUUCCACAUUGCUCGGUUUUGACUUUGAAGUGGAGUACGAUCUGGGAAGUUCAAAUAGUGAAACUAAGGCUCUAUGCAGGUAGAUCAUGCAUGCAGGUUUAAAUGUGGCUGAAUGGGAGUUGGGUGGAAAUUGAAGGAGAUAAAGUAACGAAACAGAUUAUAUUACAAGUCAUGCUGUGGCCACAACCCGUUACAUAUUUUUCCUUGAAAGAGGAUGGUUAUCCACAAGGAUAGAUUGGUGUUGCCCAAGUAGUUUUCCAAGCUUCCUACCAUUUCAUCAGAGUUUCAUUCAUCCCCCCAGGGAGGUCAUUUGUGUUUUUCCACAAGGACAUUUCAUUUGUUUUUAACUGGGAAGGUAUGGAAGCUGACCUCAAGCACUUUAUAGGUAAGUAUGAUACUUGCCGACAAAACAAAUAUGAGACAUUGUCCCAUGCAAGAUUUUUACAUCCUUAGCCUAUUCCUUUACACUUAUUGUUAGGGCUUAGAGAGUGUAUGAAAGGACACGGGUAAGGCAGAAUAAUAACUAAUUGUUCAAAAGUUAGUUGGGAGCGGGAGCGGGAACAAGACCUAUAUAAGGACCCUUUGUUUUAGAAGGUAGGGGAGAGACUUGGAUGUAAUUGUUGACCAGUUUAGUUACCUGGUGAGGGAGGUUAAGCUCUCAGAAUAGUUUGUAUUCUUGAUUCUUGAUUGUGAAUACCAUUCGAAUAUUCAUUCUACUCUGAUGUGUAGUUGCUUGAGUGUGUGAGAGUGUGAGAUCUUGGGAAUUCUUACCCGAAUACCUAACAAAGUGGUUCGACCUGUCGGAUCCAAUUGAAAGGAGAAGAGAGCAAUGGAGAGCAGACUCGAUGGAAGACCGAGUGUGGUGGAGAACAAGCUGCAUGGAGAUAGCGGUCGACGAAAUAAAGGCUGCAAACGUAGCACUGUGCCAAGAUACGAUGGCGAUACGACAAGACUUGCAGGAAUUCAUGCGGAUUUUGGGAGGAAGGGUGCAUGACCAGGAGGGGAUAUUUGAUGGUAGUCAAGCGUCUGUAAACGCCAAUCGGAGGACGAGGCGGGAAGACGAGAUUGGAGGAAGAGACGAAGAGCGCGGCGAAAGUCACGACGGGUGGCGAAAGAGGGUAGAACUACCCACUUUUGAAGGGUUUGAUUCGUUGGGGUGGGUCUCUAAGGUAGAGAAGUUAUUCGAAUUGCAAGGUGUGGUAGAGGAGGAAAGGGUGCGCCUAGCGAAAUUCGGUAUGGAGGGCAGCGCUGACUACUGGUUCAAAGCUUGGAAGGAGAAAGCCAAGAAUCGUUCUUGGGAAGGCCCGAAGGGGGCAGUAGUGGUGCGAUUUGGAGAAUGUAACAUGGGCACCACUUUUGAAAGGGUGGCGACCAAUAAAGAAUACGUCCCAGCAUCGAACGUGGGAGAACUGCCAGAACCAAGCNGGAAAGGACUGCGCGAACCGAACGUAACAGGUUUGCCGGAACCGAACGGGCUAGGACAACAUGAUGGGAACCCGAGAGAACUUCAGAAACCAAAUGGUCGGGGACUGCUAGAGUUGAACGGAGAGGACGUCAGGAAGCGAACGUGAGCCGGACCCGAACGGAAGAGGACAGAAGGAACCGAACGGUCAAGGAGAGAUGGAUCAGUGGGAGAGAAGCGUAUUUGGGGGCCGAACGCGUGGUACGAUUGUCGAGCGGUUCGAGACAGAAUUAGACUGGAAGCAGACGAAGUUGUCCAGUCUCGCGGCUGGAGGUUCUAUUCUGUCAAAAGCGAUGAAGUCGAUAGGGGACCAAACGGUUUUCACCAUUGUAGGACGAAACAGAAUGGUCUUAAUCAUCAUAGGACGAAACCAAUUGGUAUCGACUAUUAUAGAUCAAAACCGAAUGGUAUUGGGGGUGAUAGGAAGGAAAGCAGAAGAAUGGAAGACAGUGGAGGAGGAGUUGCCACCACCUAAACCUCCAGACCUGAUUUGGAGGGUGCCACCUAAGAAGAGGAGCAUUACAUCCAAUAACAAUUUCCUUACUUCAACCUUAGAAACAAGGUUGAUUCUCAAGGGGGGAGUAAUGUUAAGGCUUAAAGAGUUUAUGAAAGGACACAGGUAAGGAAGAAUAAUAACUAAUUGUUCAACAGUUAGUUGGGAGCGGGAACAGGGCCUAUAUAAGGACCCUUUGUUUCAGAAGGCAGGGGAGAGACUUUGAUGUAAUUGUUGACCGGUUUAGUUACUUGGUGAGGGAGGUUAAGCUCCUGGAAUAGCCUGUAUUCUUGAUUCUUGAUUGUGAAUAUCAUUCGAAUAUUCACAUUACUCUGCUGUGUGGUUGCUUGAGUGUGUGAGAGUGUGAGAUCGUUAGGAAUUCUUACCCGAAUCCCUAACAAAGUGGUCCGACCUGCCGGAUCCAAUAGAAAGGAGAAGAGAGCAAUGGAGGGCAGACUCGAUGGAAGACUGAGUGUGGUGGAGAACAAGCUGGAAGCCAUGGAUAUAGCGGUCGACGAAAUAAAGCCUGAAAACGUAGCAUUGCGCCAAAAUACGAUGGCGAUACGGCAAGACUUGCAGGAAGUCAUGCGGAUUUUGGGAGGAAGGGCGCGUGACCAGGAGGGGAUAUUUGACGGUAGUCAAGCGUCUGUAAACGCCAAUCGGAGGGCGAGGUGGGAAGAUGAGAUCGGAGGAAGAGGCGAAGAGCGCGGCGAAAGUCACGACGGGUGGCGAAAGAGGGUAGAACUACCCACUUUUGAAGGGUUUGAUCCGUUGGGGUGGGUCUCUAAGGCAGAGAAGUUAUUCCAAUUGCAAGGUGUGGCAGAGGAGGAAAGGGUGUGCCUAUCGGAAUUCGGUAUGGAGGGCAGCGUUGACUACUAGUUCAAAGCUUGGAAGGAGAAAGCCAAGAAUCGUUCUUGGGAAGGCCUGAAGGGGGCAGUGGUGGUGCGAUUUGGAGAAUGUAACAUGGGCACCACUUUUGAAAGGGUGGCGACCAAUAAAGAAUACGUCCCAGCAUCGAACGUGGGAGAACUGCCAGAACCAAGCNGGAAAGGACUGCGCGAACCGAACGUAACAGGUUUGCCAGAACCGAACGGGCUAGGACAACAUGAUGGGAACCCGAGAGAACUUCAGAAACCAAACGGUCGGGGACUGCUAGAGUUGAACGGAGAGGACGUCAGGAAGUGAACGUGAGUCGGACCCGAAUGGAAGAGGACAAAAGGAACUGAACGGUCAAGGAGAGAUGGAUCAGUGGGAGAGAAGCGUAUUUGGGGCGGAACGCGUGGUACGGUUGCCGAGCGGUUCGAGACAGAAUUAGACUGGAAGCAGACGAAGUUGUCCACUCUCUCCAUAAGGAUGACUCCUUAUGGAGAGAAUUUAGUUUCUCCAUAAGGAUGACUCCUUUGAAGUCAUUAUAAGGAGAAGGAAUCUCCCAUCAUUAAGGGCCUACUUUUCCACCACAGUUGAAGCAGUAAAUUCCAUGAUUGCAAGCAGAGAUAUUUUCCUUAAUCAGCUGAAAAAAAAAAAAAAGAAACUGAAU
Vigna radiata var. radiata (mung bean) is the source of this 5342-nucleotide messenger RNA. RefSeq lists its product as uncharacterized. The coding region runs from base 110 to 1087 and encodes 325 amino acids. NCBI's taxonomy places the organism in Eukaryota, Viridiplantae, Streptophyta, Magnoliopsida, Fabales, Fabaceae. Gene Ontology annotation, cellular component: membrane. The transcript has 9 exons. The record is from RefSeq and is a predicted model, not a curated record.